AUGCAGCACUUGGCCAACCAAAAGCCGCGCCGCCGCGCCGCCGUCCUUGUACCGUGGCACACCUCCACCACGGCUUGCAGAUGCCAUCCGGGCCGCGCCCCGGCCAGCCUUCCACCCACGGUGGUAUACCAUAGCCACCAAGCUCCAGCAGAUCAGGGCGCGGGGACCCUGAUCCACGGCCUCCACACAACCCGUGCAGAGGAGAAGCUAGGCCGCCAGAACCUCUGCCACCACCGCGUCCCCGGGGCCGCCGCCCCGGCCUGCCUGCGCCGGCGCGCCUCCAAGCCCGAGCAGGUCCAGAUCGGACCCCGCCGAGCCCGGAGCGGGCCCUGGCCGCGCCACCGCGGCCAGCCGCCAAGCUCGGAUGCCGGCACCUCCUGCCGCGCCACCCUAGCCCGCCGACGCCCGGCGCCGCCGGAAGAUCCGCGGCCAACCGCCGCCGAGCCCCGCCGUCACCGCACGCCACACCGGGCACGCCGGCGCGCGGCCCGAGCCGCACCGCACCCGCCGAGCCACCCCCGCCGUCGAAGCCCGGGGCCGCCGCCCCCGGCAUCCCGCGCCGCCAUGAGCCUCCGGGGCCGGCCGUCGACGCCGGCCGCCCUCCGCAUCCACCGCGAGCUCUCCUCGCGCCGCCUUCGGAGGCGGGGCCGCCGCCACCGCGACGACGUCGGCGGCAGCGGCGGAGGGGUACCGCGUGGGGGAUCUGGCCGGCGGCGCGGUUAG
Molecule: messenger RNA, 723 nt
Organism: Lolium perenne
Lineage: Eukaryota; Viridiplantae; Streptophyta; Magnoliopsida; Poales; Poaceae
Source: RefSeq, a predicted model, not a curated record